AUGGCUACUUCAUUGAAGCAUGAGGCUUUCCAUAAGAACCUCGAGUGUCCUAUCUGCCUGAGCUUCUUCAAGGAACCCAAUAACCUGACCUGCUCCCACACCUUCUGCAAGGGUUGUCUUGAGACUCUCCUGGAGUCUCGUGGAAAGCUAUUGUGUCCUACAUGCAGGGAGGAGACUUCGGUUCCUGGUGGAGACACAGAGGCUGUGACCUCACAUAAAGCGACCUGUCAACAGUUGGAAGGGCUUCUGAACCAGAUUAGGCCAGAUGAGGAGCUGCCAAGAAGAACUGCAGAGGAAGGUGAAAGAAUUGGCUUCAGGAGUCAGGGAUCGGAGGGACUCAAGUUGGGCCAGCUAAGACAAAAGAAUUCUAAAUCAUGGAUUCUGCGCACGGAAGCUCCACUGCCUUAUGGAAAAAACAUGAACGGGAUGGCAAUAUCACCCCACAAUGAGAUGGCUAGUGUUUCAUCGACGAGACUACGUAGUGAAUUCGUCGAGAAGACACUUCAAGUUUUGGAUCAUUUCCAGUCUCCAGUUUUCCGGGAAUAG
Messenger RNA from Strongylocentrotus purpuratus (purple sea urchin), 546 nucleotides. Its product is annotated as E3 ubiquitin-protein ligase SH3RF1-like. The transcript is spliced from 4 exons. The coding region runs from base 1 to 546 and encodes 181 amino acids. The record is from RefSeq and is a predicted model, not a curated record. Gene Ontology annotation, biological process: positive regulation of DNA-templated transcription. Gene Ontology annotation, molecular function: ubiquitin-protein transferase activity. Lineage: Eukaryota; Metazoa; Echinodermata; Echinoidea; Camarodonta; Strongylocentrotidae. Gene Ontology annotation, cellular component: nucleoplasm; chromatin.